Centropristis striata (black sea bass) is the source of this 13593-nucleotide messenger RNA. It is a transcript of the gene cacna1ba, whose product is annotated as calcium channel, voltage-dependent, N type, alpha 1B subunit, a. The transcript has 50 exons. Gene Ontology annotation, cellular component: neuronal cell body; voltage-gated calcium channel complex; membrane. Gene Ontology annotation, biological process: chemical synaptic transmission; calcium ion import across plasma membrane. Lineage: Eukaryota; Metazoa; Chordata; Actinopteri; Perciformes; Serranidae. The record is from RefSeq and is a predicted model, not a curated record. Gene Ontology annotation, molecular function: high voltage-gated calcium channel activity. Bases 634 to 7761 code for a protein of 2375 amino acids.
GUGUCUCUACAUUCACAUUAGCGGCAAGUUCGCGGAAACAACCUGCCCAGCCGUGAUUUCUCUCUCCAUUAACGAUAAAAAGGAAACCGACAGCGUUGUGUUUUGCUUACCUGGACAGCAGUACGAGUGGUUAAAAAAAGGAUUAUUCAUCGUUCAACCCGAUAGGAAACGAGUCUUUAGGGAACGGAAAUUAUCUUUGCUCCUCAAUGCUGACGGUCAGCGCUAUUAAAUGUAUUUUUAAGGCUAUUGGAAGAAGGAGCAUCCUGUAGCAUGGACUUGAAGCGUUGACGCCACUAAUAUUUCAGCUCUGUCUGGGGAGCGGAGUCGAAGGAGGAACACCCAUGAAAAAUGAUGCAUCAUGGAAUCUGAUCAUUUAAACUUUGAGCAACAAUGUCCACGUCCUGGAGAGUGACAGCAUGUGAAGCAGCGGAGACGAGGGGAUAACAGACUAACGUUGCUGAAAAAGAGCCCCCCAGUCUUUGUUUUGUUGUGAAUGUUUGACUCUUCUCUUCGUGGACGUUGCACGCACCAAAAGGACCUGGGGGACGGGGCCGUGUGUGUUGUGAUGCUUUUUCUCCAUUUCUUUUCAGGUGUCAGUUUUGGUUUCUCCAGCAAGAUCUGUGCUAUCUCAGAAUGGCUCGCUUUGAAGACGAGCUGGCCAGCCGCUAUGGAGGCACCUGUCCCGUGGGCCCGGCUAGAGGGGGCAGCCGGCAGCUGGGGCCUCCGGGGGUCCAAAGGAUGUACAAGCAGACGAUGGCCCAGAGAGCCAGGACCAUGGCCAUUUACAACCCCAUUCCAGUCAAACAGAGCUGCCUCACCGUUAACCGCUCUCUGUUCAUCUUCAGUGAGGAUAAUAUCAUACGGAAAUAUGCCAAAAAGAUCACGGAAUGGCCUCCAUUUGAGUACAUGAUCCUGGCCACCAUUAUAGCAAACUGCAUUGUGCUGGCCUUGGAGCAACAUCUACCGGCCUCAGAUAAAACACCUAUGUCAGAGCGUUUGGAUGACACAGAGCCCUACUUCAUUGGAAUAUUUUGUUUUGAGGCCGGGAUCAAGAUCAUCGCCCUGGGCUUUGCUUUUCACAAAGGCUCCUAUCUGCGAAAUGGCUGGAAUGUAAUGGACUUUGUGGUGGUCUUAACAGGGAUCCUGGCCACUGUGGGGGCUGAUUUUGAUCUCAGAACGCUGAGGGCAGUGAGAGUACUGCGUCCACUCAAACUGGUCUCGGGCAUUCCAAGCCUUCAGGUGGUAUUGAAGUCCAUUAUGAAGGCUAUGGUACCUCUGCUGCAGAUUGGCUUGCUGCUCUUCUUCGCCAUCCUCAUGUUUGCCAUCAUCGGCCUCGACUUCUACAUGGGCAAGUUCCAUCGCACCUGCUUCAGAAUAGACACAGAUGAGCAAGCAGCAGAUUUCCCCUGUGGCCUGGAAGCUCCGGCAAGGACCUGCUCCAACGGCACUGCCUGCAAGGAGUACUGGACCGGACCUAACUUUGGCAUCACCAACUUUGAUAAUAUCCUCUUCGCUGUCCUCACUGUUUUCCAGUGCAUCACCAUGGAGGGAUGGGUGGACAUUCUCUACAACGCCAACGAUGCCUCAGGGAACACGUGGAACUGGCUGUACUUCAUCCCCCUCAUCAUCAUUGGUUCCUUCUUCAUGCUCAACCUGGUGUUAGGUGUGCUGUCAGGGGAGUUUGCCAAGGAGCGAGAACGGGUGGAGAAGAGGCAAGAAUUCCUGAAGCUCCGCAGACAACAGCAAAUAGAGAGAGAGUUAACUGGAUACCUGGAGUGGAUCUGCAAAGCAGAGGAGGUGAUGCUGGCUGAGGAAGACAAGAACGCAGAGGAGAAAUCUCUGGAUGGGGUAUGGUACAAAAGAAAACACACCAACUCUGUGCUGAAAAGGGCCAAAAAGAGUAAGAAUGACCUCAUCAAUGCAGAGGAAGGGGAGGACCACUUCACUGACAUCUCAUCUGUUGGGUCUCCCUUUGCCCGGGCCAGCUUGAAGAGCAAGAAUGAGAGCUCAUCUUACUUCAGGAGGAAAGAAAAGAGGAUUCGCUUCACCAUCCGCCGUCUGGUCAAGUCCCAGGGCUUCUACUGGACUGUGUUGUGUCUGGUUGGCCUCAACACAUUGUGUGUUGCCAUAGUACACUAUGACCAGCCUGAGUGGCUCACCAUUGCACUAUACCUGGCAGAGUUUGUGUUCCUGGGCUUGUUUCUGGCAGAGAUGUCCAUGAAAAUGUAUGGACUUGGACCCCAGAACUACUUCCACUCCUCAUUCAACUGUUUUGACUUUGGGGUGAUUAUUGGCAGCAUUUUUGAGGUGAUUUGGGCUGCCAUAAAACCCGGGGCCUCAUUUGGGAUCAGUGUCCUGCGGGCUCUGAGACUGCUCAGGAUCUUCAAAGUCACUAAGUACUGGAACUCUUUGAGAAACCUGGUUGUAUCCCUUCUGAACUCCAUGAAGUCUAUCAUCAGCCUUUUGUUCCUCCUCUUCCUCUUCAUUGUGGUCUUUGCUCUGCUGGGCAUGCAGCUGUUUGGUGGCCAAUUUAAUUUUGAAGACGAAACACCGACAACCAACUUCGACACAUUCCCAGCAGCAAUCCUCACUGUCUUCCAGAUCCUAACUGGGGAGGACUGGAAUGCAGUCAUGUACCAUGGGAUCGAAUCACAGGGGGGCGUUCGUGGGGGAAUGUUUUCCUCCAUUUAUUUCAUCGUUCUUACACUCUUUGGAAACUACACACUCCUCAAUGUGUUCUUGGCCAUUGCUGUUGAUAACCUUGCAAAUGCCCAGGAACUCACAAAGGAUGAAGAGGAGCAAGAGGAGGCCAUCACUAAGAAGCUUGCACUCCAAAAGGCCAAGGAGGUAAAGGAGGUCAGCCCGAUGUCAGCCACUAACAUGUCCAUCACAGCUUUUCUAACACGCAGUCGAGGUAAUGCGCACUCUAGCAGCUCAUCCAUCUGCAGCGUUAACUCACUUAAGGAGCAGAAGUCACUGAAAGCAGUGUCAGUGUGGGAGCAAAGGGCCAGCGAGCUGAGGAGGCAGAACCAAGCAAGCUGUGAGGCCCUGUACAGUGAGAUGGAGCUUGAGGAGCGCCUCCGCUUGUCCCCAGCCCUCCACUUUCGAUCUGACAUGAAGACCCACCUCGACCGGCCGCUGGUUGUUGAGCCUUGUGAUGGGCCUUUGAUUGUUGGCCACCAGCACCACCAUCAUAAGCCAUGCAUGCCAGAUGAGGGUGAGACUACUGGUGACCUUCCUCCUGUGCACCACCAAGCUCGCCGUCACCACCGCCACAGAGACAGGGACCGGGCAAGAACGAGAGAGGAGACGAAUGAUAACAGUGGAACCAGUAAGGAUGGGGGCCACCAUGUCCAUCACAGCCGCUCCAAAGACCACAACUGCAAAAAUGGGAAGAGCGAGAGGUCCCGCAGCCGAGAGGUAGGCAGUAAAAAUCACCAUCAGAGCUUAUUGGAUGACAGCAGAGGUGAAGGAGUCACGAGUGAGAGAGAGCAUCGGCACCAUCAUUCACACCGGCAGUCCCGAGAGGGCAAUGGGAAAGUGGACAAUGGAGGGAGGGGAGAACGAAGAUCCCGCCACAAAGAUGGAUGUUCCUCUAACAGGGAUGGGGAUAGAAAUUCUAAAGGAGAGAGUGGUGCCAACGGAGAGAGGAGGCGACAUCGAACUCAUGGAUCCAGGAGUCAAUCCACAGUUGAAGGAGUUGAGUCCAACAAGAGACAGAAGAACCACAGUCACAGGUUUGGUGAUUCAGAGGGGGAAUUCCUGGCCAUCUCCCCCCAGCAGUGCUCUGAGGGAGACAACUGGCCUCCUGACAGACCAGAGGACUCAGACAACCAGAGAAAUGUCAGAAAAACUGGUCAAACCUCCAUGCAAAUUCCUCCAGUGACUGUCAUCUGCCCACCUGGAGACACCACCCUCAUACAAAUGAACAGUAUUGACUGUGAGACAAUGCCCAUGAGUGAGAAGACCCUGGGGGAUCUGGGUCAAAAUGGACCCAAACCAAUCCUGCCUUAUAGUUCUAUGUUCAUCUUUGGACAAACCAAUCCGGUGAGGCGGUUAUGUCACUACAUUGUGACUCUGCGUUAUUUUGAGAUGUCCAUCCUGGUUGUCAUUGCUAUGAGCAGUAUUGCUUUGGCAGCAGAGGAUCCGGUCUGGACAAAUGCCCCUCGCAACAAUGUGCUCAAGUAUCUGGACUAUGCCUUUACUGGUGUUUUCACUUUUGAAAUGGUGAUCAAGAUGGUGGACCUUGGCCUGUUGCUUCAUCCUGGAGGCUACUUCAGGGACCUGUGGAACAUUCUGGACUUCAUAGUGGUCAGUGGGGCGCUGGUGGCUUUUGCAUUUUCGAGCUUCAUGGGUAGAUCGCAACAAGGUAUGACCAGAGGGACUAAAGGCAAAGACAUCAGCACUAUCAAGUCACUGAGGGUUCUCCGAGUGCUCAGGCCUCUUAAGACUAUCAAACGUCUGCCAAAACUCAAGGCGGUGUUCGACUGUGUGGUCAAUUCUUUGAAGAACGUGCUGAACAUUCUCAUUGUUUACAUCCUCUUCAUGUUCAUCUUUGCUGUCAUCGCAGUUCAACUCUUCAAGGGAAAAUUCUUCUACUGCACAGAUGAGUCCAAGGGCCUGGAGAAGGACUGCAAAGGACAGUUCCUAGACUAUGACAAAGACGAGGUGGCUGCCAUGCCCAGAGAGUGGAAGAAAUAUGAGUUCCAUUAUGACAAUGUGCUGUGGGCCUUCCUGACCCUCUUCACUGUCUCAACUGGGGAGGGCUGGCCAACUGUUUUGAAGCACUCUGUGGAUGCUACCUUUGAAGACACUGGUCCAAGUCCAGGUUACCGGAUAGAAAUGUCCAUCUUCUAUGUAGUCUACUUUGUGGUCUUCCCUUUCUUUUUUGUCAACAUCUUCGUGGCUCUGAUCAUCAUCACCUUCCAGGAGCAAGGAGACAAAGCCUUGUCUGAGUGCAGCUUGGAAAAGAACGAGAGGGCUUGUAUUGACUUUGCCAUAAAUGCUAAACCUCUGACACGCUACAUGCCCGAGAACACGCAGUCUUUCCAGUACAGGAUGUGGAAGUUUGUGGUCUCAGCUCCAUUUGAGUACUCCAUCAUGAUCAUGAUCGCUCUCAAUACCGUGGUACUUAUGAUGAAGUUCCAUGGAGCUCCAGACUUUUACGAAGUGAUGCUGAAGAACCUCAACAUAGUCUUCACCACGCUCUUCUCUUUGGAGUGUGUCCUCAAGAUCAUUGCUUUUAGUCCAUUGAACUACUUAAAGGAUGCCUGGAACGUGUUUGACUUUGUCACAGUGUUGGGCAGCAUCACUGACAUCCUGGUGACUGAAAUCAAUGACAGGCUGCUGAACCUGAGCUUCCUGAGGCUGUUCAGAGCCGCUCGGCUCAUCAAGCUGCUGAGACAGGGUUAUACAAUCCGCAUCCUGCUGUGGACUUUUGUCCAGUCCUUUAAGGCCCUGCCUUAUGUUUGCCUUCUGAUUGCUAUGCUGUUCUUCAUUUAUGCCAUAAUUGGAAUGCAGGUGUUUGGCAACAUUGAGCUGAAUGAGGAUACAGCUAUCAAUCACCACAACAACUUUCGCACUUUCCUUCAAGCUCUCAUGCUGCUAUUCAGGAGUGCAACUGGGGAAGCCUGGCAUGAGAUCAUGUUAUCGUGUUUGAGUCACAGAGUCUGUGACGAGCGAUCAGGGUCCCAUGGGAAAGAGUGUGGCAGUGAUUUUGCCUACUUCUACUUUGUCUCCUUUAUCUUCCUCUGCUCCUUCCUGAUGCUGAACCUGUUUGUGGCUGUCAUAAUGGAUAACUUUGAGUACCUAACUAGGGACUCCUCCAUCCUGGGGCCUCAUCACCUCGAUGAGUUCAUCAGGGUUUGGGCUGAAUACGACCCAGCUGCAUGUGGGCGUAUCAAGUACCUCGAUAUGUAUCAGAUGCUGCUCCACAUGUCCCCACCCUUAGGUUUGGGAAAGAAAUGUCCGCCAAGAGUCGCCUACAAGCGCCUUGUCAAAAUGAACAUGCCCAUCGCUGAUGACAACAGUGUCCAUUUCACUUCCACGCUGAUGGCCCUGAUUCGCACUGCCCUGGAGAUCAAACUGGCCUCAGGCAUGGUAGCACAGCGAAUAUCUGAUGCUGAGUUAAAGAAGGAGUUGUCUACAGUGUGGCCCAGUCUCUCUCAAAAGACCAUGGAUCUGUUGGUGACGCCACAUAAACCCAAUGAACUGACGGUAGGGAAGGUUUAUGCAGCUCUCAUGAUCUUCGACUACUAUAAGCAGAAUCUCGCAAGAAAGAGGCAGCAGCAACCGGGCACAUCAGUCUCCCAGUGCAAAGUCGGGGCUCUGUUUAAGCCAUUGCUGCCUCUGACUCACAUGCAGGAGAAAGAUCUGCCUUCGUUGUUAGACAAAAGGUUUCCGCAUCAGCCCAUACCCAAUCCCAACUUCCAGCCACAGACCAGACCUAGCUCCAACUCCCUCAACAACGGAGGCACACUGCCAGGACAUGACCACAUCAAAUCAUCUCCCUGGGUGAUGGAGAAACCCAAGGAAGAACCACGAGCUAAGACUAAGAAAACCAUUUCCAGGGGCCCAUCAGAGGACAGGACGGACACUGCCAACAUUCAGGAGUCGGUGGAGAUGAGGAAGAUGGAAACAAGUGCCAGCAGCACAAUCCCAGUCCCUGGCUCAGGUUUUGAGAACCAGUACAGAGCCGCUUCUAUGCCUAGACUCAAUGUUGAGCUGCAGCAGAGCCACUCACGCCAUUCUCCAGGGAUCCAUGUAGCCUCUGUCCCUGAAGCCAGCCCUAUGAAGCGCUCAGCCUCCACUGUGGCCCCACAGCGGCCCCAAGAGGUCAAUAUGAGGGAUUACACCCUGGAAAAACCCAGCCAGGACCGACCCCACCACCAUCACCAUCACCACCACCGAUGCCACCAUCGCAGAGACAGGGACAGAGAUAAAGACAGAGAUAGAGAGAAGAGGCAGAGAUCUUUGGAUACACCCCUCAGUGGACAACCACCCAGCUCUGUUGGUGUACAGGGAGAGCCAGAGUCUGACCUAGCUGCCUCCAGAGAGCGAACCCACGACCGUGGACGCUCCCACGACAGGAAACACCGCUCCUCAGCAGACAAGCAGCGCUACUACUCCUGUGACCGCUACUGCAGCCGGGAACACUGCCACAACAAAUCUGCCACUGCCAGCUGUGCCGCCUCCCCCAGCGAGGGGCAGGAAACCAGCAACAAACAGGGCAGUGGUUGGGUUAAAGGCAACCCAGUCGCACUGAGUUCCUGUUAUAGCACGCCAAGUCGUGGGCGUCGGCAGCUCCCCCAGACAUCCCUCAUCAGGCCUGGGGUGGCCGACAAGACUUCCAAUUCAUCCCCUGUGCACUUUGUGUCCACCCAGACUUCUCUGAGUCCCGGCCGGCUGAGACGUGGCCUGUCGGAGCACAAUGCCCUCCGGCACAGUGCCUCCCACCAUUUUCCCUGCCCUGUCACUCGUAUAAGCUCCGAGCCCUUCCUGGGCAGGGGCAGCCCCGACGGCAGCCUUCGGGACCAGCUGGACGUCUUUCAGAAUGCGGUGGCAUUGUCACCCAGCCCCUUUACCGGAUGCUCUUCCCGGACUGCACUGCCUCGCAUGAUGGAAGCCCUGCUUCCUGCUCCACAGCAGAACCAUGGGGUGCCCAAUGGGUUCCACUUCAGUUUUGGAGGCAGCACUAACCCAGGCUCUGGUGUCAGGGCACCCAGGUAUUACCAGGAGGCAGAGGAGGAUGAAUGGUGCUAGCAUGGCUUUAAACCAACAUUUUUAAUGCAUUUUGGAGGAAUUGUGAUGAGUUUUAUCAUCUUCUUUGAAGGCUUUAGUUUACAUUGUCAAUGUGUGUGUUUAAUGCUGUAUUUUAAUCCUAACUAGGGGAGCAAAGGUUAGGGAGAACGUCUAAACAAGGAGAAAGCUUGAAAUGGGUAAUGUUUAAAUGUGAACAACCAAAGUGUCAUCUUUAUCAAAAGGCACGUGGCAUUAUAAAACUUAUUUACCAAGAUCACAUGUCUUACAGUAGCUGUCCUUGACUUGCUUUGUCUUCAGUGUUUUGUUGACACCAUCAUAUUGAUUCUCCUGCAGCAUUACAUUUUAAACACUGACUUCAUUAAGAUAAACAUAUCCCUGACAUUGGAGGGAAAGGAAAGAUCCAAAGAAAGUAAAGUCAAGCUUUAUUCACAUUUAAGGAAAAAAAAGGACUGUGCUUGCCACUUUGCUUUAACUAUUUGGCCUAAUUUUGCUAAUAGCUAAUUUUCAAAAACUUACAGAUUACAGUUUUUUUCCCUAUGGUGGUAGCAUAACAAUCUGUAAACACAACAUUGACAUAUUAGCACUUUAUAAAGUUGAAAGUUUAACGUGAUGUUAGCUAACAGUUGUCUAAUUACACAUAUAGCGGACACAAAGGAGUCAUAAAUAUGAUAUAUUUCUAACCACCUGAGAGAGAAGUAGUUUUUUUCAUUGUUUCAAUUUGAAUUUGAAGUAAGUCCAGUCCAGUGUUGCCAACAGUUUUUCCUUAAAAGCAGCUAGCACUAGCUCAAAAAUUCACUAAAAGUCAGCAGAUGAAGUGGUAUGCUGAUUUGCAUAUUGGUGCCAUAAGCUUUGUGAUUGUGUCAGCUGCCGGCCAGGCUUGCAACGGUGCAAGAGAAGAGGAAGAGACCCCAUAGCUACUGUUGGCAGGAGAGCUGUGGACUAUGAAUUCUCUGAGCAGUAUGCAUGGGAAUGAGUUACGAUUUUCACUGAUAGUUUAAAGUUGCCAAAUUUGUUUUGUUGUCUCCUCCAACACCUAAGCAACAUAUCUGUCUCUUUAGCUAUUAACUGUUCCAAUAUGUUCACUAGGUUGUCUUCACUGUAACUCUAUCUUUCUGUUUUUUGGUACUGAGCUGUUAGUGCACAGUUUAUCAGAGCUUUUUCACAGAAAAACAGUUUGCUGCUGCAAACCGGGUUGGUGACAAUGGUGAUAUUGAAUCAAAACUCUUGCAUUUUAUUCAGUCGCACCAAAAACACUGAGUUGAAAGAUGCUUAUAUGCUUAUUGAGCAACUGUGGAGUAAGGGAUAAUUCUCAGUGGGUUUGUUGAACCUGUCACAUUACACAUACCUAUCCUCUCGAUUUUAGAUAAUAAUAGAAUAAUAAUUAGUGCAGCUUUAACAUUAAAUUUAAACUAUUUGCAAGUUCUGUAACCUUUAACAAUUGGAACAUUGCUGUACAUUGCUUUAGUAAGAUCAUUUCAGACCCACAUAGCAUUUUUGGACUUGGGAUGCAGUACUGCUUCACACUGUUUACCACAACACAAAAUGCAAAAUAUUUUUUCCCUCAAUAAUAAGAAAACGGCUAACAACACAACAUUCAAUAUGAGUUGUGCGCUCUAUCGGCUCAUUAGCAACCAAGAGCACAACAUAGCAUAAUUAAACUGUAAGUAAAGUGAAUUGAUUCUAACAGUAGCUGAAGGUUUCAUGAGCAUUUGAGAGUCAGUAUGACAGUUUCAACAGAGAGUGAUGGCACUGCAAGUCAUGGCAACAGAGCAAAAAUAGGUAAAUAAUUUAGUGAAAUCAUAGUUUCAAAUGUCAGGACAACCUUAAAGACAUGACAAUGUACGAACAGCUGUUUUGUUCUUUAGUUUAGUACUCUACCAUUCCAUGAUGAUGCCUAAUCUUUAAGUACAUUCCCUGUCUGUUCAACUUUUCUUGCAAACUUCAAGAGAGAACCAAUGCAUGAUAGGCAAAAGUACCCAACCGACUGAUUUGUUUUGUAUAAAAAUCUCCUUGUUAUCUUUUCAUUGUGUGCAUUUUUUAUAUGAAAUGAAAAAAAACAAAGGUAUGGUUAAUGUGAACUGCUUAUGGUUUGCCAUCAUUUCAGGUUUAAUGUUUCUUACAGACGUGAUGUUUUAAGACAAAGUGCCUAUCCUUUUAGAUAUACUAUAGAAAAAGAUUAAUUGUCAACUGUUUUCUAUUGCAUCCACACUUGAGUACAUGUUUGGUUCAUUCCGUAUGUAGCUCUGCAGGAAAACAUGUUGUACAGAAAGCCUUAUCUGUAAGAGGAGAAUUCUACCUACAGUAAGCUUAAAAGACAGGGAUAGAGAAAUUGCCUGAAAGUUGAUUAUUUUUCUUGUUUUUGAUAAACCAUGAGAUCAUAUAUGGGUGGAGGAGCAAGAAUUAAUAUAUUGUGAAAACACUAUGUGAUCAUUUAAUCAUUUUUAACUUUGAAAACUGCAUUAUAUAUCAACCAAGUUACAUUAAUGCCGGUAACACAUUGUGCAUGUUUGUAUGGUAGGCUUGGUACGGAUACCACGAUGUUAGUCUUGCAAGCUACUGCAUUGUUUGGACUGCAGAGUGUGUGUUACUUGGCUAGGUCUGAAGAGGUGAGGGUGAAAGGGUUAAAUACUGUGCACUGUGAUUUAGACCCAGAGUAGCAAAGGGUAAUCCAGUCUGCGUUUUUAUGGCUAUGCGAGUCAAGUUAGGCCCUGCGUAUAUGUGUAAAUGUGGAUUAAAAGUAGCACUGGCUGAGGAUAUAUUUUGCAUUUCUGGGUCCAGCUUGUCAUUUAAAAGUGUGUUUUUUCAUACUCAUGGAUAACUGGCAAAAAAUGUAUGUUGUAAUGUCACGCAAAGAUAUUUCCAGCAGCUAUUGUGCCAUGGAGGAAAUGUAAAUUCAUAUUAAACCUCAGGCUUUGGUGUCAGUAUGGAAAAAAAAUUCCCUAGAGCUACCAGUUUGCACUGGUGUUCAAAGUUCCCACAAGGACUGUUAAAGAGGCUCAACUGACAGUAGCACAAAACAACCAUUAUAUUAUCUAUGUCCCAAUUCCAUACUACAUACUAGCAGUUUUUUUUGUUUAAAGUGUGAAUUUCAGAUGACUUAAAGAUGUCAGUAUGCAUACUAAAUCUGCUUGACUUUUUAUGCACUGGCAGACAAUGCAAUGCAUUAGAUUUUUAGAGGGUUUGGAAGGCCUGAUUGAGAUUAGUAUUCAGAUCCCUUACUUAAUUAAAAGUACUAACACCACACUGCAGAAUUACUCCAUGACAAGUAAAAGUCCUGCAAUAAAAAGUUACUUAAGUAAAAGUACAAACAUAUCAGCAUCAAAAUGUACUUAAAGUAUCAAAAGUAAAAGUACUUGUUGCAGAAUGGACAACACAGAUUGUUUUAUACACUGUUUCCCAUACAGUUGGAAUCACUUUGUUUUCAGACACAAUCCUCAGUUUAUUCCUAUUUAAAUUAAAAAUUUUAAAGUAAUCACUUUGGAAGAUAUACACGUUAUCUGUCAAGAAUAAAUCACAUUGUCACAAUCAUUUCAUGGAAAGAGAUUUAAAAAAAAUUUGAUUCCAACUUUAUGAGCUGUGUAUAUUCCAAAUAUAUAAUUGUAAUAUUAUUAUUGAUGCAUUUAUGUAAGAAGCGAGUAAGAAGUACAAUAUUUGCCUCAAAAUGUAGUGGAGUAGAAGUACAAAGUUACAUAAAAUGGAAAUACUCAGUGCAGUACAUUCCGCCACUGAAAAACAAGUAUAUUGAAGCUUAAGCAUAUUUUGAUUUGGUGUUGUUAAAUAUAGACGACAAUGUCAUUUUAAAAUUCACAAUUUGAUUAAUCAUUUCCUUAGUCCAUUGGUACAAAAUGAUAAAUGCAUACAUUUCUUAACAUUUCUUGACCAAAAAUGAUAUAGUCCAGGAUGCAGCAUUUUGAUAAGGACCUAUUGGUUAAAUGUUGUUGUUAAAGAAUGUGAUAUGUACUGAACAGGACAAUUAACAGUGUGAAAAUCAACACACCAGUGCUUUCUGCUAGACAGAAAUGUGAUGGCGGUAGUACUGUUUCCAAAUGAGUUCAAAUGUAUAGAAUACAUUGGAAUUUCUCUUUUUUUCAGAUGUUUUCCCCCCCAGACAUUUCGUAUUCAGCUUUAUUUAUAAUAACCUAAAUACCAAUCAAUAUAUCUCUAGUGAAAACUGUAAACUGUUAGUAUGUUGUAAGGACUUGGGUCACAGCUAACAUAUACACACUUUUGACUGAAAGCCAGAAGUUUAUUCAAUUUCGCUGGGGCUUAUUAAAACACAUUUUGGGAAAAGUAGAAAAUCCAUUUAGAACUGAAGUACUGUAGAAGUGGGAAAUGGGGUAGACUGAGGGAAUCUUGUUUUAUGGGCUCAGCUGCAUAAACACAGUAAAAACAGAGACUGCUACAGGAUAAAUUACAACAUAAAUCACAAUAAAGUUCUUGACAUAUGCAGAAUACCACAGAUUAAUGUUUAACAGUUCUCAGAAGUGAAUCUGAAAGAACUGUGGGGUGAGUUUUUACUUUUAAGUGGUCCUACUGGCCAAAACCUGCACUGCUGCCUCAGGAGGAUAAUCUCCAGUGGUCCCAUUUUUUUUUACUUAGAUCUUCACCACAUCUAUCAGUCACAAAGCUCUGGAGGACUUUGUGUUGAUGGCAGCUGUGGACUGGACAUGCAGGCAUAUUUACACACGCACACGCACAAACUUUUUAUUAUAUGCAACUUGCUUGAUACACACCACUGGCAUCAACAUCAGAUUGUGUUUUGUUGAAUGUUGAUAUAUUGCUGUACUUCUACAUAACGACAAUCUGCAACAUGAGGGAACAAUUUGAACCUUUGCAGCAGCUGAUUGGCUAUGAGAUAUUGGUGGAUUGGAGGAUUUCUUGAGACAUUAACCCCUCUGUGGGUAGUAGGAGAAAGACUGGUUUACCCACAGUGACACUACAUGGGCCAGACAAGAUCAAGACAAGAGUAGGGCUAUGCAACGUGACAAACCCAUUUCUCUAUCCAUUCUGUAGCUUCAAAUGCUGGUCUCUUCAGAUUUAGGCUUCAGCAUGAUUGUGACCAAAUGUUUUGUAGAAAAUGCUAUGAAAAAAAUACAUGCAAAGAAAAAAACCCAAAACACUUCAAAUGAAUAAAGGCACAAAGUGUUAACAGGAAACAGAUAGAAUAUUUAGGAUUACAGCAACUUUAUACAUAUAUUUGCAUGCAUAACAUGUACCCACUUUAACAAUAUCAAAUGCAAAUUCCUUUGCUUAAAAUGGGAGGGGUGCUGUCUGGUCAAAUGUUUUUUAUGAAUCAAUCUUGAAAACUGUCAAAGUGAUUAUUUUUUGUCAAAAACAGGAACAUAUUCUUCUGCAGACAUAUUCAUUAUUUUGAGUUUUGUUUGUGGCCUCUGCAUUGAGUCAGAGGAAACAUAUUUGUCUCUAAGUCUGGGCUAAUGGGCCAGCAAAUAUUAGGAGUGAUCCAAUCGCUUUAUUUCUGCACACCAUUGGUCGUGUAGAUGUGGUUUGCAUGUUUUGAGGAUGUAUGUGCAUGUAGAACACUUAGUACUUUUAAAUACCAUGUAAUAUUUUGUUGUUGAUUUUUAAUAUUUGAUAUAAACUGUGGGUUUGAUGAAAAGACACAUUUCUAUUAACAGCAGUAUUAAAUGUUGUUGACAGUUCCACCCCGUGCCGCAGAGCUGGAACAUUCCUUUAUUCGGGUCUUUGGAUUUAGUGAAAUGUUUGUUUGCUUGAUUUUAUGUUUUUGGCCAGACUUUGAAUUCUGCUGUUGUUUCUACAUUAAACAUUUUGUAUGAAGCAAAGUUCAUUGAAAUAAAAAAUAACAAAAUGAAA